UUGAUGCACAUCUAUAUAGGCUAGCAGCUAUUGCUAGCUUUUCUCAUUUGUAAAAACAUCAAAUAAUAUAACAACUCAUGUUAAUUUCCAUCGAUUUUGGGUAGAAAUAAUCAUAAAAUACAAAUUUUACAGCAUAGAAUGAUCGUAAAUCAAUCAGAAUCAAAACCAUGGUUUACUUCAAAACCUUUUAAGUUUCUUUCUUUUAAAAGUUCACAAUACUUGCAGCUUGUUGAAGAAGAGGAAGUUGAUGUUCAAGUGUCAAAAGAACCAUCAAAGAUGGAUAUGCAUAAGGCGACAGAAGAUGUGGCUUCUACCAAUGAAACUGAUGUAACUAUGCAGGAUGCUACUGCAAUUCGAUUCAGGCUUUAUGUCGGUUUCGUGGCCGGCAAAGACCGAGGACCAGACCAAGACUGAAUCCAGAUUAAAACUGGAACCGAAGACCACCCGAGCAACUACAAUUCAGUCUGGUUUUCGGGUUUAUUGGUCCAGGUUUCAGGUUUGUUCACCUCUACAUUGGACUAUAAAUCCUUCAUAUGCUUCCUAUAAUUUUUUAUAAGAUCUACCCUAUCUGAUACCAUAUUAUAAAAUCGUGAUAUGCAUGUAUGUUGUUCGAGUAUAUUUUUCUAUAAAUAGUAGUUGAUAUUAGGGGGACGGGGCGCCCCGUUAUCAUCCAUCCACCACGCGUGGAUUACCAUGGAACACCGCCGCCAGUGGAUGUUUUCACGCGUGAAUCCGACAACGCGUGGCCACUAUCACUUGAAGAAGUUGCAGAAUGUUGUGUGAGGGAAAUUGUUGAGUGUGGUGAGUGAUGGCCAUUUCCACUAAAAUCCAUCACUAGUGAUGGAAGAAUGUUUGAUGACAUGGCGAAACUUGAUUGGAUGUUAUGAGUGAUGAGUGUGUGGUGAGUGAUGGGCGUCCCUACCCCCCUUAUAUAAUAUCCCGUUUGAUCAUAUCUUUCGAAACCCCACAUGUUAAUAUAAUUCUCUUUCAAUAACUUAUGCAGAUUUUGAUUAAUGAUUUAAAAACUCACAACAUGACAAGGUUGUCCCUUAUCAAAAAGAGUACAAUAAUUACCAUUUCAUAUUAAUUAAUUCUUAUAAAAAUUAAAGAUUCCCGCCAAGGAGAUGUACACAAAUAAGUUUUGAUGAGUGUGUGUGUGUGUAUAACUAUAUAUAUAAGGCUUGAUGUAGUUAUUGCAUCUAACAUUUCAAUCAUUUGAUAUUAUUUGUAUCAUUAUAAAUUAUUGAGUCGCUAUCAUCGUCAUGAUAAACCUAUAUAUAUCAUAUAUAGCUCCAAACAACACUUAAUCAAUUCAUCUAAGGGGAAAAAUGGAUUUUGUGAACAAGUAUCUAACAUUCCUACUUAGUUUUCUGUUUCUAUACCUUGUAGUAAUGCUCCUUAAAUAUCUUUACAAGGCGUGUUUGAUGCCGAUUAUUAUACAACGCACCAUGCGAUCUCAAGGAAUCAAAGGCCCGUCUUAUAGAUUCCUCCAUGGAAACACUAUAGAGAUCUCCGACAUGCGAAAACAAUCCAUGGGUCGACCCAUGGAUGGUUUUUCGCAUGAGGUCUUCCCGAGGAUCAUGCCUCAUGUUCAUUCAUGGGUGAACUUAUUUGGACGGAACUACUUGAAUUGGUAUGGCCCUCAAGCUCAAUUGGUGGUUACAGACGCUGAACUGAUUAAAGAAAUAAUGAACAAUAAAGAUGGUGUUUAUCCAAAGAUCGAACUUGAAGGUCAUGCAAAGAAGCUGUUAGGAGAGGGGCUUUCAUCGACUAAUAAUGGUCAUAAAUGGACGAAGCUUCGAAAGCUCGCCAAUGGCGUCUUCCAUGGCGAAAGCUUAAAAAGCAUGACGCCCACGAUGAUUACUAGCACCGAAGCAAUGCUACAAAAGUGGAAAGACGACGACGGGAAAGAACUCGAAGUAUUCCAAGAAUUUAGAGUAUUAACAUCGGAUGUCAUUUCCAAAACCGCAUUUGGAAGCAGUUAUUUAGAAGGGAAGAAAAUUUUCGAUAUGUUGAUGAAGCUAACACUUAAUGUUUCAAGAAACACGCAUAAGAUCCAGCUUCCAGUGAUCAGUGAUUUGAUCAAGAGUGAUGAUGACAUAGAGUCGGAGAAACUUGAACAAGGAAUCAAAGAUUGCAUUCUUGAGAUCAUAAGGAAAAGAGACGAAGAAGCUCGCAUCGACAGGAGCAUAAACGAUUAUCUUGGAGAAUUGUUGGUCGCUUCUCGUGACGAAGAUAAGCUGAAAAGAAUCUCUAUGGACGAUGUGGUAGACGAGUGCAAAACGUUUUAUUUUGCUGGGCAUGAAACUACUGCAUCUUUACUUGGAUGGACUGUAUUUCUUCUAGCAACUCACCCCGAAUGGCAAGAAAAAGCUCGAAAAGAGGUGUUGGAGUUGCUGGGAAGUACAAACCCUAAUCAUGAUUCAAUCACAAGAUUAAAUACGAUUAACAUGAUCAUUAAUGAAUCUUUAAGAUUAUACCCGCCGGUUCCUGCACUAAAAAGGAAAGUCAAGACGAAAGUUCGGUUAGGAGACAUGACACUUCCACCAAACAUGGAGUUAUACAUAUGUCCGAUAGCAGUUCAACAUGACCCUAAAAUAUGGGGAGCUGAUGUCCAUCUAUUCAAGCCAGAUAGGUUUGAAGGGGGCAUAGCUAAAGCCACAAACAACACACAAGCAGCAUUCAUGCCAUUUGGGUUCGGACCACGAACCUGUGUGGGCUUGAAUUUCGCGCUCGUGGAAGCGAAGAUUGCACUUGCCAUGAUUCUACAAAGAUUUAGGUUUAAACUCUCACCAAAUUAUGUUCACUCUCCUGUUCAAGUUUUCAUGAUUAGACCCCAGCAUGGAGUUCAAAUCAUUCUUGAUGCUCUCUAAGCUGAAUAUUUCGAUGAACAAGGAAGAUCAAGAACAUAAAACAUGUUUUGAACAAAUGAUUAUAUGUUUAUAAUAACUAGUGCUUGUUUUAUGGUUGAAUCAAGGCUAUAUUUGUUCAUCUAGAUUGUUUUGCAGCGUUAUUUUUGUAUUGCAUUACAUACUAAGAUUGGAACCUUUUUUUA
Molecule: messenger RNA, 3055 nt
Organism: Helianthus annuus (common sunflower)
Lineage: Eukaryota; Viridiplantae; Streptophyta; Magnoliopsida; Asterales; Asteraceae
Product: cytochrome P450 CYP749A22
Exons: 6
Coding region: 1329-2873 (514 amino acids)
Molecular function (GO): iron ion binding; oxidoreductase activity, acting on paired donors, with incorporation or reduction of molecular oxygen; heme binding
Source: RefSeq, a predicted model, not a curated record